ACACUCUUUACCGGCUAUCCAAAUAAAUAACCACAAAAACUUAAAGAAAUACUCAGAAGAAUAUAAUGUUGAUGUAAUUUUAAAAUUUCUCGUUUGCACUCUCGCAAUUUUUGAUAGAAAUUAAUCGAUUAAAUUCUUCGCGCCUUUUCGCUGGUUUCGAAAUUCAAACUUUGUGCAGAUAAAAUUACCAGCCAGUAACAUUCAAAGUAUUUUUGAAUAUUCUUGUGUUGCCAUUGGUGGUUAUUUUUUAUUUUAUAAAAAUGUGCAGAACUUAUUUUAUUUUUUGUGCUUUGGUGUGAAGUGUGUGUUCAGUGAAGUUACAUUUUGGAGACACCAUCUGUCGUAAAGGUGGAGGGCGACGCGAGAGCGACGACGCGGGUCGAUGCGCGUGCGACGGCCGCGUCCCGCCCGCGCCGCCCGCUCCCCCACCGCACCCCCUGCGAGCUCUGGAUGACAUGCCGGUACUCAGAUCCAACCCCCUAUAUAUCGAGGAAGAGGAACAAGAGGUAGUGAUAAUCGUGGACUCGCUGGAGGAAGCUGCAGAAGGGGAGGUGGUGGACGCGCCUCGCACCCCGCGCCGGGCGCCUUCUACAUCAUCAGGGUAUGGCAGCGGUGGCGGUAGCAACGGCCGCGUCUCCCCAAACUUACCAAAGACGGAGUUCAUUGAACCGCGACUGUCUGACUCCGACAAGAAUGAUGGAUCUCACACCACCUCCGACUCUGACAGCCCUGUAUGCACCCUCUCCAGGAGUCUGAAGGAGGAUAUCAGAUCGUGUUUAGGAGGUUGCAGAUGGGAGAAAGACGUCGGCGACGUCGUAGAAGCAGCCGUGAGAGGAGCGGGGGGUAUCAGCGCGGCGCGUGCGCGUCUUCACGCGGCCCUUUUGGCCCUGCACGAGCCCGCUCGCAUCCCGAACAGAGGGCCCUCGCUGCCUUACUGCGGCCCUGGGGUCAGGCCCGGUGACGUCACCAUGAUGCCCAAAACUACGGAGAUGUCUUUGCUGGCCGCCAGCGCUCUCUUCACGCUCGACGGGGCGCGGGGCGAAGCCCUAUCUCGGCGGCUGGCCCGCGGGGAGCGCCGCAGACGCCGGUGCCGGGCUGUCCUGGCCGUAGUAGCCCUCCUCCUACUCCUCGCGGCUGUUGGAGCGGUGGAACUACUCAUGUCCAAAGGCCAGAGGGUUUUUGGCGCUGUACUUCGGUAAAGGGAAGAACUGUUAGAUCAACGGAAUCUGUCAAGUUUAGAAGAUGAAGACGCCUGUCUGAAUUGAGGAGCAGUUAUGAGCUCUGCGAAAAUAAGUUGUCUAUGUUAUAAAUAUUACCAUUAAGGCAAGUAUUUAUGCAAGUAUUUCCCAGAAUGUCGGUAAGAGCCUGACUUCAAAACCACUAAUUUAGCUGCAAUGUUAAUGUAUAAAGUUAAGUCUUAAUACAAAACAGAUAAUAAAAGUCUUAAUAGUCAAUCUUCGUGGGUCUUAUAUUUCUCGCUAUAGUUUCGCCUGCAGUUUUGCUCGCGUAAAACUAAAAUUUCCAGUUUUCCCAUUUUAGUGGAACUUUGGGAAAUUGAUACAACAAAAUUCAAUUGCCAAGACUCAAUAUUUAAUCAAAUGUUUUGAACAUGAUUUUUGUUUUAAAUAAUUAAAAGCCUUUAGGUUAAUUGCGAAUUUAAUUCCACUAUCGAAGAUAAAAUUAAGGGUUGCAUAAACAUAAUUUACAUAAAAUAACGUUUAAGAGACUUGUUAUUUGAUAGGUAUUUAAUUAUAGGAAUCAAAAUUGUUGCUAUUAUUGACAGCGGAUAAAAAUCAUAAAUUUAGGUGGCAUUAUUAUUUCUUUGUUAUUAUUUGAGAAGAUAUUAUAGAUAACCAGUAUCUUUGGUCUAGCCGGCCCUAGUAUUUGUGCACAUGAUGUUAACAAUGUCAUUUGCCUUAAAUAUGAGCACUAAGGUGUGCAGGGUUGGUUGAUCUGACACAAGCGAUAAGAAAAAAAAAAGACUUAAUUAAUUAUCACUGCCAAACGCCGAAACACGAUAAGAUUUAUUUUGUGAUGUAAGUAAUUAUAAUUUAUAUAAUUAAAUAGAA
Amyelois transitella is the source of this 2069-nucleotide messenger RNA. RefSeq lists its product as uncharacterized. NCBI's taxonomy places the organism in Eukaryota, Metazoa, Arthropoda, Insecta, Lepidoptera, Pyralidae. The coding region runs from base 456 to 1199 and encodes 247 amino acids. The record is from RefSeq and is a predicted model, not a curated record. The transcript has 7 exons.